Messenger RNA from Porites evermanni, 357 nucleotides. Lineage: Eukaryota; Metazoa; Cnidaria; Anthozoa; Scleractinia; Poritidae. The record is from the annotation of a GenBank genome assembly.
AAGAUAGAAGACGAUUCAAGAAGUGACGAGUUUGAACUGACUUAUCUGAGGGACGCCUCUUCAGAAAACACUAGAAACAAAACUGAAUUUCAGAAUCAGCAAUAUCGACAACAACAACAACAAUUUUUCAUACAAUUGUUACGGUGGAUUACUCUAGAAGGGGAUGAAUUUGUUCACAUUGAAACUUUUUCAGAUCUAGAAGAUGUGUUUUUAUUAUUGGACAUCAUUGCAAAAUUACGAAAUCCUCUCUUAACUACUGUACUGAUUAGUGAACCCGACCCACACCUUAUAACUGUGUCAACCUCUAGUGUUCACGUCGACGUGGAUUGUCUUCUGUUUUGCAUGUUUCCGACGUAG